UCCAUCUGUAAGAGAAGCAACUCAAGCCAACAUUUUCUACUUAUAAAAUUCUGUAUUACAAAUCGAAUAUUUGGUGCACGUUCUAAAAUAAUUUACAAUACUUGUGUAAAAUUUAAAUAAAAGUUACCUUCAAAAAUAUGUCUUUCUUACAAGACUUUUUCAAACGUUACAUCCCAAUUGUAAAAGCAGACGAUGAAGAACUGAUUGAUCCUCAAAAAUUACUUCGUGAAAAAUGUUCAUUGAAACCUAAAUGUGCUGCUAUGCAAGAAAAACUUGAGACUUGUAACCAACGUGUUAAUUCAAGAUCUAAAACUGAUGAAACUUGUUUUGAGGAAUUAAUUGAUUAUGUGCAAUGUGUAGACCACUGUGUAGCAGAUACACUGUUCAGUAAGCUUAAAUAA
This is a messenger RNA of Habropoda laboriosa, 401 nucleotides long. RefSeq names its product cytochrome b-c1 complex subunit 6, mitochondrial (gene UQCR-11). Lineage: Eukaryota; Metazoa; Arthropoda; Insecta; Hymenoptera; Apidae. Gene Ontology annotation, biological process: mitochondrial electron transport, ubiquinol to cytochrome c. The transcript is spliced from 2 exons. The record is from RefSeq and is a predicted model, not a curated record. Bases 138 to 401 code for a protein of 87 amino acids.